GGAAAGUCCUUCGCAGACCAAGACUUCCCAGUAACCUUGCUUUUGGGCCCUAUUUUAGCCUUCUUCUCGCUGCCUUCUUAUUACUUCUUUGACGUCUCUCCUCAUUCCAUUCGCUGCGCUCCCUCCUUAAAUCCCUUCAAUAUUCCAUUUCUCUCGCCUGUGAACUCUCCGCCACACUCAUGGAAGAACACCGCCCCAAACGUUCUCGCUUCGAUCAGACCGAGCCUGAUUCGCGGCGCUCGUCUCGCUUCGACCGUCGCUCUCGAUCUCCGUCGUCGCGACAAACCGAAUCUGCUCGAGCCCGCAGCCCCCUUAGUCGAGAGCCUCGCAGUCCCAGCGCAGACCCUGCGAAGAAAUCCGAUCCUGCUGCCGCUGCUGCCGCCGCUGCGGCUAAGAUCAACGCCCAGUUGCAAGCGAAGAAAGGAAUUCAGCAUGUUGACGUUCCCCCAAUUCGCUCGUCCGGAAGUCCUAUGCCCAAGUCUGGUUCGCCUGGGGACGUCGAUGCUUCAGGGAAGCUGAACGCCGAAAUCUACGUUGCCGAUGGAGACUAUAUCAAGGAUAUCGAGAUCAAUGAUUUGCGCAACCGCUACACGCUGACCAAAGGCUCUACUCAGAAGAUGAUCAAGGAAGAAACUGGCGCCGAUGUCACUACCCGAGGAAACUACUACCCCGAUAAGAGCAUGGCCACGGCCGCGAACCCUCCGCUUUAUCUUCACGUCACGAGCACGAACAAGGAAGGCCUCGAGAAAGCUGUCGCCCUGAUCGAUGAGCUCAUGCAGAAGGAGCUUCCCAAUUUGGUCGAUGAGCGACGAUUCCGCCGGCGAGAGCCGGAACAGGUAGAGCGUGAUGAGUUUGGUCGUCGGAAAUGGCCUGAGGAACGCAUUCCCGUUGACCUCGAGCCCAUCCCAGGUUUCAACCUCCGCGCUCAGGUCGUUGGCCAGGGCGGCGCAUAUGUCAAGCACAUUCAGUCGAAGACCCGCUGCAAGGUCCAGAUCAAGGGCCGUGGAUCUGGCUUCAUGGAACCCAGCACAGGCCGAGAGAGCGACGAACCUAUGUUCUUGCACGUCGCUGGCCCCGACCCCAAUGACGUCCAGAGUGCCAAAGAGCUAUGUGAGGACCUCCUUGCCAACGUCCGUGAGCAAUAUCAGCGCUUCAAGGAGAACCCGCCCCAGCACAGUUACGGCGGUUAUGGUCAGCGUGGCGGCGACCGCUAUCACGGAGGAGGUUAUGGCGGCGGCGGCGGAGGCUAUGGCGGCGGCUACGGAAACCACCAUCACAGCAGAGACAACAAUAGCCACAAUUCUCCGUCUGCAUCGGCGAGCCCAUCCACACAGGGUGCCCUAGGGGCCUCGGGAUCGGGUACUCCCAGCGCGGCGGACUACAGCGCCCAGUAUGCCCAGUAUUAUGGAUCGGAUCCGUAUGCAGCCUACGGUGGGUACCAGAACUAUGUCGCCUACUACCAGUACUACCAGCAGGCCGCUGCUCAGCAGCAACAGCAGCAACAGUCCCAGAGCCCUGCUCCUCCCCCGCCUCCUCCUGCCGCCGAGGCUCCUCCUCCCCCGCCUCCGGGCUCUGGCUCCCCUCCACCCCCUCCGCCUCCAGGCGGCAGCUACAGUGCAGUCCCGCCUCCCCCAGGAUUGUAAUUCUAUAGCUAAAGCUACGCACUUGACAAGCAACCUAACAACCCCGUAUACUACAGAGCCAGACUGAUAAUCACCACGCGCAGAACGUGCAUUGAAGGAAACUACAGUCAUUUUAGCUGCUUACCUACUUACCUACCCAAUCAGCGCCUGCAUCACGCCGAAAUCUAGCUGGCUACUAAAACCGUCCGACUGACUGAUUUGCUUGGCUAGUAUUUGUAGUAUCUGAUAUGUUUCACUUAACCUUCCUGGCUUGCCCUACUGGGUCACUUGGUGGUGGUGGUGGUGCUGCUGCUACUCGACUUCUGUAGAGAGCCCCAAACCGGAAAUUAUAGUCCCUGAGGUGUCCUACGAUGCAUGACCAUUCAUUCUUGUUGACUUAGAAAAAGCUUAUCCUAUAUUGAUUUCUAGCCC
Messenger RNA from Aspergillus fijiensis CBS 313.89, 2054 nucleotides. Its product is annotated as KH domain-containing protein. Gene Ontology annotation, cellular component: nucleus. Lineage: Eukaryota; Fungi; Ascomycota; Eurotiomycetes; Eurotiales; Aspergillaceae. The transcript is spliced from 9 exons. Gene Ontology annotation, molecular function: RNA binding. The coding region runs from base 180 to 1643 and encodes 487 amino acids. The record is from RefSeq and is a predicted model, not a curated record.